CUUAUGCGCAGACGUCAUUCGGUCGGUCUGGCCAUAGAGGCGCGAGGUCGCCCUCCCCUCGUCGCUAAUUGUGUUUCCUAUCGAGUGACAACUUGUUCGUCCGUUAGCGCAUUGGCUGCCCAUCGGCGCAGCUGUACACACACGCGCGCGCGCACACACACAUACACACACACACACACACACGCGCGCGCGCGCGCGCAGGCACUCUCCUGCUCCGCCGGCUGGGUCCGUCCGGUGCGCCUCUGCGGUCGGUUCGGGACGGUAUCGGGCUCCGCUUUUAUGAAUGACUAACGAAGCGGGGGGGGGGGCAAUGAGACUCCCCAGCAGCAGCAGCAGCAGCAUCAGCCGUGCUCCCGGGGGGGGCAGCCCCCGAUGAGAGGGAUUAACGUCGGAGCGGAGCCGCGGCUCAUUGCGGAAAAGCCGAGUCUGACUGCAGACUGGCGCGGAAAACGCACCGCGAGGGAAACGGGCUCCACGGCGUGAAGAAGCGGAACCGAUCGCCGCGGUGAACACAAUGUCCAUCCACAUCGUGGCUCUGGGCAGCGAGUGCCCCGGAGGAGUCGGGCCCGGGGAGGAGAUCAUGGGCCAGGGGCAGCUCCAGGGAGGCCUGCUGUGGAGCUACCUGGGCCAGGGAGCGCUGGUGGGACCGUGCGACCUGGAGAGCAGCAUUCACAACCCGGCCUUUAUGGAGUACACGUCGCGCGUGUUCGGAGACGUCACCGUUGUGGUUCGGGAUUGCCCCAGCUGGGACCUGUUGGACAGCGAUUGGACAAGCGUACGGAAAGUUCUCGAACAGGCCGACAUCCUGGUUAUUAAAUAUUCCGUCACGGACAAGCUGGCCUUCCAGCAGGUCAGGAACAACUACGCGCCGAGACUCCGCCCGCUCCUGAGGCACUGGGGCGUGCCGGUCAUCCUGGUCGCUGUCGGGGCGCGGCUCAACGACGAAGGCCCCCCGUGUACGUGCCCGCUGUGUGCGUCCGACUGGAGCAGCUGUGUGCCUCACAGCGAAGGUCUGCAGCUCUCCCGGGACCUGGGGGCCACGUACCUGGAGCUGCCCUCACUCAACCACGUCUUUGUGGGGCGCUACUUUGGCAGCGUGCUGGAGUACUUCAUGAUUCAGUGUCUGAAACACAAAGCCAAAGAGAGGCCGGAGAAGAGGCGAGGAAAUAAAGUCAACGAUCUCCGCCCCCCUCACUUGGAACAACCAGCACGUCUCCCGCCCAUCCGAGUGGAGGAGUCCAGCUUCUCCCAGGACAUGCAGUGGUUGCUGGAGCGUGGAGUGCAGUUCGCCGAUGUGGCGUUCUACGCCGGGGACUCUGGCAAAGAGCUGGGCUGGGCGCAUGCGGCUGUGCUCUGUGCGGUCAGUCCCUACUUCAGACAGCUGCUCCUGGGGCCCAAGGCCAGGGAACGUCCCCAGUCGCGCUGCGUCUGCAGAGAGCGGGACGGAGGCCCUCCCUCGCUGCUCUCCACCUGGGACGGGGGGAUUAUCGAUGACAUGCCACGAACAGAGGGCCACCUGACAGGACGCCUCUCCCGCCUGGUGGUGAAGGAUCCCCUGCUGUGUAUGUGCUUGUGGGAGACUCUCAUGUUCAUCUACAGAGGAGCGUGGGAGUGGGAUCACCUUCAGGAGGCCUUGGAUGAGAAGCUGAAGAAUUCACUAGCUGUGGCUCAACUUAUGGAGCGCAUACGAUCCCUCAUCGGCAAAGACAGGGGCCCGAGAGACACGCCAAGCGCCCGGGCAGCUCAUCUCGGCCCCCAAACUCUAGUCAACCUCUUCAAUUCUCCUCUUUACUCUGAUGUCAUCUUCAUGGUGCAAGGGAGUGUGUUGCCAGCCCAUCGAGCAGUGCUGGUGGCACGCUGUGACGUCAUGGCGGCCAUGUUCAGUGGGAAAUAUGCGGAGGCCCGGAGCCGAGUGGUGCCCAUUCACGGUGUCUCCUCAGACACCUUCCUGGCUUUCCUGGAGUACCUCUACACUGACUCCUGCUGUCCUGGACAUCCAUCAUCACGGAUCACAAAUCAAGCCCCCCAACUACAGAUGAUUACUGCUUCAGAAAGCCCAAACAAAUCAAGAUUGUACACUUCUGAGAUACAGCCAUAAACUUAGCUACUGUAAACCUAGUUAAUUAAAACACUAUAUGUCAUCCAUGUCAGUAUAACGAAGCGGCUGAAUAGACAACAUAAAGGCUCAGAAUAAUCUGUCCUGAAUAACCAGCUACUGAGAGCUCACAAUCUCAUUUUGGGGGCAUUUUGAGACGUUUUGAUAAAUGAAAUACAUGAAAAAACAACCCUUAAGAUUCGGCUUUGGCGCACAGAGGGUCAGCAAGCUGUUUCCAGAGAAACGGCUUCAGGUCGCGUCACGGGAACACGAGGCAUGGAGCUGCAGCCGCUGCACUGCUGUUAUGUAAGAGCUCAAGGUCAAAACAAGGUAACUCCAGCAGUAGCCACAUGACAUCGAAGGAGCGCAUUUCUCCCAUGCAAAUAUUGUACAGUCUACACACUGUCGGAUGGAAGGCUACAUCACUACGCCUCAUUUCUAUGUUUCUAGGUGAACCGUAUGCAGCAGUGUUUGUUGGAGGAAGCACGUUGAGGGUUGUGUGUGACUGACUCAUCAGUAACAUCAGGAGUCAUCAGAUUUGACAUUUUGUACUUAAAGACUUUGGUAAAAAGACUGACAUUUGGAUUUACUGAUGCAUGAAAGGACGCCAUUUGACUGCUGACAGCAUUAGGACUUAAAUAUGGGAGACUAUAAUAGAAAUCUAAAUAUACCAGUAUUGUGUUGUAGGGCUGGAUUUGAACAGAUGGAUUGGGUUCACAAUAUCAUUUUCUUUAAAAGAGGUGUUGGAAAUAUUGUUUUAGCACAUUUUUGAGCUAUGCGUCUGCAUAGCUCAAAAAUCUGCAUGGUCACUUGAUCUAGAUGGCCCAACAUUCAACCACGUCAAUGCGCUUUUUACCCUUUGAUUUCCAACCUCUGUGUGCAGUACAUAAAAAAGUACUUCUACUUUGUCACAUACUGUUUAUAAUUCUUUAGGAAAUACACACAAAAUGCAUUUAUGUCGAUAAAUAUAUAUAUAUAUUUUUUGAAAUGCCGCUGGUAAUUGUGCUUGUCCUCUGUUCAAAACACAUUUGGGCCAAUAACCAUAGAAACACUCCAUUUACUCCAGGGAAUGUUUCCAAGCGUCCAAAAUACGCCUGAAGGCCUACAGACUUGAAAAAAAAUGUUGCAACCGCUACAACAAGGAAUGCACACAGUGACUCCUUCCGCAUGUGCAUGUGCAUCACAGUGCUGUGUGCCUUUUUGUGUGUCCAGCCAGCGUGCUGCAGGCCAUGGCCGUGCUGGUCUGUGCGGAGAUGUACCAGGUGAAGCGUCUGCAGCAUCUGUGUGAAGUGUGCGUGUGCGCUUACCUCCAGAGCAUGCCCAGCAGAGAGCUGUCAUCCACGGGUA
Molecule: messenger RNA, 3442 nt
Organism: Pungitius pungitius (ninespine stickleback)
Lineage: Eukaryota; Metazoa; Chordata; Actinopteri; Perciformes; Gasterosteidae
Gene: rhobtb3
Product: Rho related BTB domain containing 3
Exons: 11
Coding region: 515-2098 (527 amino acids)
Biological process (GO): proteasome-mediated ubiquitin-dependent protein catabolic process; regulation of proteolysis
Cellular component (GO): cytoplasm; nucleus
Molecular function (GO): ubiquitin protein ligase binding
Source: RefSeq, a predicted model, not a curated record